This is a messenger RNA of Lachnellula hyalina, 951 nucleotides long. RefSeq lists its product as uncharacterized. The record is from RefSeq and is a predicted model, not a curated record. NCBI's taxonomy places the organism in Eukaryota, Fungi, Ascomycota, Leotiomycetes, Helotiales, Lachnaceae. Gene Ontology annotation, molecular function: arylformamidase activity. Bases 1 to 951 code for a protein of 316 amino acids. The transcript has 5 exons.
AUGGCAACCAACGUCCCCUCCUUUUCGUCCCUUCCCUUGCAGAAGAAUGGAAUUCGCGGAAAUGCAUGGGGCCUGUUUGGCAAGGACGAUGAACUCGGAAUGCUCAAUCGAUUGACCCCUAAGACUACCAUCGCUGCUACUAAAGAGAUUGUACAUGGCAUUCGGAUUUCUACCGACUGGUCACUGAACAAGCCAAGCGUGCCUUGUUUCGGUCGGCAGCAAUUCCAUCAGCAUAUCCACCACAAGGAACCGAGGACUGUCAAUGAUGAUAUUUUGACUUUGAACACCCAGUCGAGUUCUCAAUGGGAUGGUUUUAGACAUUUUGGAUACCAAGAUCACAAAGUCUACUUCAAUGGAUGCAAGCAAGAAGACGUGCACAAUUCUACCCAAAAUGGAAUUCACGUGUGGGUAGAAAAUGGAGGUAUCGUGGGCCGCGGAGUUCUCUUGGACUACUGCUCCUGGGCCGAAUCAGAAGGCAAGCUGCUACCAGCCCUUGAGACUAGCAACAUCCCCAUUUCCGACUUCCAAAAAGUCGCAGAGUACCAAGGCGUUACUUUCAAACCGGGCGAUAUCCUCUUCGUCCGGACUGGAUACGUUCGAGCCCUCGACGCAAUGUCGAAAGACGAAGCUGUGGCGUAUUCAGCGACUCCGCCGACUGCUAUUGGCGUCGAGUCCUGUGAAGAGACGUUGAAGUGGAUUUGGGACCACGAGUUCUCGGCUGUGGCUGGUGAUGCGAUUGCUUUUGAGGCACUACCAUUUCAGAGUACAACCCACUGGAUACACGAGUGGUUACUUGCUGGCUGGGGUCUUCCAAUCGGAGAGUUAUUCGACUUGGAGAACUUGGCUGCCGAGUGCAAGAAACAGAAGAAGUGGAGCUUUUUCUUUAGUAGUAUGCCCUUGAAGGUUCCUGGCGGAGUUGCGAGUCCACCAAAUGGUGUGGCCAUCUUAUGA